Molecule: messenger RNA, 1488 nt
Organism: Aspergillus mulundensis
Lineage: Eukaryota; Fungi; Ascomycota; Eurotiomycetes; Eurotiales; Aspergillaceae
Gene: erg12
Product: mevalonate kinase
Exons: 1
Coding region: 1-1488 (495 amino acids)
Biological process (GO): isoprenoid biosynthetic process; ergosterol biosynthetic process
Cellular component (GO): cytoplasm
Molecular function (GO): mevalonate kinase activity; ATP binding
Source: RefSeq, a predicted model, not a curated record
AUGAGCGACGACCACGAAAGCUCCGACGCCUCGACUGCCCCUUCUCCUUCCACCACAGCCAGCUCCAGGAGCUUCUCCAAUCCGGCGCCCUCUCCAGAACAGAAAAGAAUCAAAAUGCAGCGAAAACAAUCUUCCCCGUUGGCUCCUGCCUUCAUGGUGUCCGCCCCUGGAAAGGUCAUUGUUUACGGAGAACAUGCGGUGGUCCACGGCAAGGCCGCAAUGGCCGCAGCCAUUUCCCUACGCUCAUAUCUUCUCGUCACUACUCUCAGCAAGUCGCAACGCACCAUCACAUUGAACUUCCGCGACACGGACCUGAACCACAGCUGGGAUAUCGAUCAAUUGCCCUGGGAUAUUUUCCACCACCCGUCAAAGAAGAAGUACUACUAUGAUCUCGUCACCACUCUCGACCCCGAACUCUACGAUGCGAUCCAACCCCACGUUGAAGAUAUCUCCCCAGACGCUCCCGAAGAGAUGCGCAAGAUACACAAGCGGUCCGCGAGCGCGUUCCUUUAUCUUUUCCUUUCCUUGGGCUCUCCGCAGAGCGCUGGAGCGAUUUACACCCUUCGAUCUACAAUCCCUAUCGGUGCUGGUCUAGGAAGCAGUGCUAGCGUCUGCGUGUGUAUGAGCGCUGCGCUACUCGUCCAGAUCCGCACUCUCGCCGGUCCUCACCCCGAUCAACCCCCAGAUGAAGCAGAAGUCCAGAUCGAGCGCAUUAAUCGGUGGGCAUUCGUUGGGGAGAUGUGCAUCCAUGGCAACCCCAGUGGGGUAGACAACACGGUGUCCGCGGGCGGAAAAGCCGUGAUUUUCAAACGUGGAGAUUAUUCCAAGCCGCCAUGCGUCACCUCACUCCCCACCUUCCCCGAACUCCCACUUCUUCUUGUCGACACGCGCCAGGGACGUUCUACCGCAGUUGAAGUCGCCAAAGUUGGCGCUUUACGGAAAGAAUGGCCUGUAGUCACCGAGUCGAUCCUCGAUGCAAUUGACAAUAUUACCACAUCUGCUGAGAAAGUCAUCCGAGAGCCCACAUCCGACGGCUUGUCCGAGAGCACCCUUCAGCAAUUAGGCACCCUGAUCCGGAUAAACCACGGUUUCCUCGUUUCUCUUGGGGUAUCCCACCCUCGAUUAGAACGAAUCCGCGAGCUCGUGGAUUAUGCCGACAUCGGCUGGACUAAGCUGACCGGCGCCGGCGGCGGUGGGUGUGCAAUCACCCUACUGCGUCCCGACCUCAAGGAUGAUUCCCUUUGCCAGCUAAAGGAUCAACUCCACAACGAGAACUUCGGUAUAUACGAGACCACCCUCGGCGGUGACGGAGUUGGCGUCCUUUGGCCUGCCGUUCUUCGCAACGGGACUGACGAAGAAGGCGGCGAGGAGAUUGACCAGCAGAAGUUCGAAAACGCCGUCGGGACCGAAGGUAUUGAGCGCCUUGUUGGUGUUGGUGUCCAGGAGAAACGCGAGGGAUGGAAGUUCUGGAAGCGAGCUGUUGCCUGA